AUGCAGCUUUUAACGCACAUCUUAAUAUUCUGCUUAAUCACUCUGACUAUUUGUCAGUUUACGAAAAUAACGCGAAAUAAUGUUUUUCUCUCGCGAAAAAAACGUUACUUGGCGUUUCCAGAAAAAAGCAAUUUCGUGAUUUCAUUUUCUUUGAGUAAACCGUUGAUGGAAGAACAACCCAAAGGGUUUAAUGUCGUGCUUGAGUGCGAUGUUCCUUUCCCUUUACCAAGUGGUACAACUCCUUUAAAAGACUUGAAAAAAUUCAAAAAUUCGCGACAUUACAGACAAAAACGUGAUAUUUUAUUAAGUCUAGAGAAAGUUUUCAACAAAAAUGGACUAGACGGUAAUGCUUGUGUAAAGAGAAUAAUAUGUGAGGCACAAGAAUUUGUAAAUUCUGACCGAAUUUCUUUACUUAAAGACAUUUUAAAAAUCUUAUUUUCUGACUUUGGACCAAAUUACGUUAAACCGUGCUACUACAAGACAUUUUUUGAAUGUCCGCUGCCACUUAUGGAAUCCUUUUUAUCAAGUUUUUAAUGUAAUAAAUGUGUAAAUAAAACUUGUAGUUGUAUUACAU
This is a messenger RNA of Tribolium madens (black flour beetle), 574 nucleotides long. RefSeq lists its product as uncharacterized. The coding region runs from base 1 to 534 and encodes 177 amino acids. The transcript has 4 exons. The record is from RefSeq and is a predicted model, not a curated record. NCBI's taxonomy places the organism in Eukaryota, Metazoa, Arthropoda, Insecta, Coleoptera, Tenebrionidae.